UGAGCUGUCUCUGGGCUAGGACCACAAUAGCUACUCAUGCUGAGUCUAUAUUACGUUUGCAGGGGUGAGAUCCCGUAAUGAGACUUAGUCGCUCAUCCAACGAGAUCGACCUCGAUGCUGCUAGAAUCAUUAUGGGAAUCUGUGACAGAUUGGAUGAUUAAUUUUCAUCCGUUCAGUGAAGAUCGUUGGCUUUCAAAAAAGUCUAUUUCCAAAAAUUCGCUUGCGAGUUGCCCGGGUUCAGGCUCGAUCGCGGCGACAGUAUGGUUAAGCUUACGGGUUGGCGCGGGAGCCUCCUAGAAUUUUUACUCGGCCUUACUCAAGCUGAUGACUCGGUAUCACGUAUCUUCGUCAGGUUAUGGAAAAUCAUGUUUGGAGUGUCGGCGAAGAAAGAAGAAAUGUGACGGGACACGGCCCGCCUGCCUUCGUUGCCAAAGGAAUGUCCGCACCUGCGUCUACGAAGAAGGAUACAUUAGGACAAGCAUUACCGAUCGAUUAGAGGGACGGGUGCAGGAGUUGGAAGAGAGUUUCAAGUCUCUGAACGCUUCUUUCAAAGAGAAAAUCUCUUCUCAUAAACUCCUUGAACGCUUGGAAGGUGGUUCUCCAUUGACCGUGACCACGACACGUCCAUCAUCCCCAGUACUUCCGUUUUUCCCGUUAUCCUCCCUCGGUACAGAAGAUAAUUCAGACAUUUCUCGCACCGGAGUUGUCCUUUCGGCCCCGAGCGAGAUUGGCUAUGCAUCGGCUGUUCCUCGGGCCUUUAUAGAGGCAAAGCUUCGUCAAUUUCAGCAGACUGGCGUCAUGUCUGCUGAGCUCCUUGACUAUCUAAUCCGCGUUUUCCUGCCUUUCCGCGGACAUUAUAAAUUUUUCCUUGACAUUCCAGCUUUUUUCGAUGACGUCCGCCAGGGGGGACCAACUACAGACCAAGCCUUGAAGAAUGCCAUUUAUCUCGCAGCAUGUCAGAUUGCGGGAUCAUCAUCAUUACAGCCAUACUUCCUUUUCGAACUUCGCGGUCACCUCGACUUCUCUCAGCCACCCAACGGAAGACCGGAUGGAGUUGUGUGGGCCUCUGUGAUACUUGGGAACUACUUCCUACGGUCCUAUCGUCUUUCUGAGGCCCGCAGCGUAGUGCUGUCUGCCGCUCGGUACGCGUUUGAACGGGAAUUAUAUCCACAGCGCGCCUCGGGUUCUGGCAGUGCUUCAGCCGCUGCUCCAUCUGCUCCAAGGAACGUAUUGAAGGCUUUUCGCUCGGAUCCACAGAGGAGUCGCUUUGAGCGUUCGUCAGGCCUCAAUCCUACUCAACGCCAAACGGACCCUUAGGGACAACCCAGGUCAGGACGAUGACACGGCUUUGAGGCAGCUCCUUGCGCCUCUAAAGGAAGCCGUGAAUGCGCCUGAGUGGG
Cantharellus anzutake is the source of this 1400-nucleotide messenger RNA. RefSeq lists its product as uncharacterized. Bases 325 to 1317 code for a protein of 330 amino acids. The transcript has 9 exons. Gene Ontology annotation, molecular function: DNA-binding transcription factor activity, RNA polymerase II-specific; zinc ion binding. Lineage: Eukaryota; Fungi; Basidiomycota; Agaricomycetes; Cantharellales; Hydnaceae. The record is from RefSeq and is a predicted model, not a curated record. Gene Ontology annotation, cellular component: nucleus. Gene Ontology annotation, biological process: regulation of DNA-templated transcription.